This is a messenger RNA of Dichotomopilus funicola, 1179 nucleotides long. Its product is annotated as beta-lactamase-like protein. The record is from RefSeq and is a predicted model, not a curated record. The coding region runs from base 1 to 1179 and encodes 392 amino acids. NCBI's taxonomy places the organism in Eukaryota, Fungi, Ascomycota, Sordariomycetes, Sordariales, Chaetomiaceae. The transcript has 3 exons.
AUGUCACCAACCUUCGCAACCCCCCUCCCCCAAUCCCCCCGCUCCCCCAUCCUCGAAUGGUCCUUCCCGCGCCCCUUCCACCAACUCACCCUAACCGGCCGAUCCCGCGCAGCCUGGCACACUUCCUUCGUGAUCCCCCAACUCAACCUGUUGCUCGACGCCGGGCUGAUCGUCAACAACCAGCGGCCCAAACAGAUCUUUUUGACGCACGGGCAUAGCGAUCAUACGCUGUUGGCGCCAGCGUUUGUGAAGAAGAGUGAUCCGCCGGAUGUGUUUUGCCCGGCUGAGAUGGCGGGGGCAUUGGAUCGGUUUGUGGAGGCCAAGACGAUGUUGAGUGAGGGGGGUGGGGUUUGGCCGCCGCCGGUGGAUGGGUCGCCGUAUUUGAGGAAGAAGGGUGGGGGGAGUGGUGAGGGUAAGGAGGAUGGGAGUGAGAGGCCAAGGAAGGAGGAUUCAGGGGAAGUAGGGCAGCGGGAAACAUUAAUAGCGGGCACGAGGGGAAAUGGAGAUCAGGAGGAAGACGAAGACGAAUAUGGAGAUGGAGAUGGACCACCACCCACAAGCAAUGACCCGACAGAUCCUCGUCACCCCCUUCUUCGUACACAUCACACUCACCCCUUACGGCCCGGCGACACCGUGGUGCUUCCACGCCUGCCGGCCUCACACCCUUACACAGCCACGGCAUUCGCCUGUGAUCACACAGUCCCUUGUCUCGGCUACCUUUUCUGUGCGGUUACCAACAAGCUGAAGCCGGAAUACCAGGGGCUAUCCGGGCCAGAACUACGCGCACUUAAGCAGAAGUCACGGGAAUCAGGCGAAGGCGAACUACGACUUUCAACACCCGUGCCCACACCUGUCUUCGCCUUUCUGGGCGACACGACAGCAUCAACCCUCGCGUCAGACCCGGUAUGGCUCGCGGAGGGUGUCAAGGUGGUCAUUACGGAGUGCAGUUUCCUGUACGCGGAGGAACACAGAGAGCAGGCGGAACGCACACGCCACACGCUCUGGGCUGACCUGGAGCCCGUCAUCCGGCGCUGGCCGAAGACCAUCUUCGUCCUCACCCACUUCAGUCUACGGUAUUCUGAUAAGGAUAUCAGGGCCUUCUUUCGCUCGAGGGAUGUCCCAGACAAUGUGGUGGUGUGGAUUGACGGGAAAGGGGGCGAGCGUGGUCAGGGCAAGUGA